UGGACCACUUGACUGUUAGGCUGUCGAGCCUGGCUCAGCUGGUGUACUUCGUAUAAGAAUAUGUAAUUUGUGUGAGGGUGGAUAUCGCCGACGUCAUCUGGUCGGGGGAACUGGCCCAAAGUUUGCUGUGCAGUGAAAUCUGGAAACCCGCUCAUGACCAUCAAGAACACAGCCAACCACCACCACUGAGAUCAUCCAUCAAACAUCUUCAAACUAGGCAAGAUGAUCCUAUUAGAAGACCACAACAAGAUCAUCCAGGAUGUCUUGACCGAGAAAUUCAGCAAGCCGGGCUCGUUGGAUCAAGCCUUUGUCGAUUUCGAUGGUGUCAGAUAUCAUCUCUCAACCCCUAAUAAGAAGACGAUCAUCAUGUUAUCGAUGGGCGUGAGAUGUUGGCACGAACUGGUCGAAUACGGCGUCUGGGAUAUCAUGAAACGUGAAUAUGCUGAUUGGAUUUCUCAAGAGAUCGAGCCUGAUUACGAUAUCAGUCUGGUUUUCGAGGUAGAGAAACUACCGGCCGAUCCAGAGGAACGUUCGGCUUUGAUCCGAUCGGUUGCACUCCUCAAACGCAAUGCACUGGCUGCACCCUUCGAACGCGCCUUUGAGAUCCAAAAGGCACUCGAAGCCAACCCACCCAACCCUGACGCCCCUCCCAGAGAUCCCAAUCAAGACCUGAUGGCCCUCAAUUAUCGUCCAGAGGAAGCAAUCUAUGUGAUCCCUAAUGUGGACCGAGUAACGGUCGUAUUCAGUACGAUCUUUCGAGAGGAUACUGAUAUGGUGUAUGGCAAAGUGUUUUUGCAGGAAUUUGUUGAUGCUAGGAGACGUCCGGCUAUCCAAACUGCACCUCAAAUUCUUUAUUCCAACCGAGAACCACCGCGUGAAAUAAACCAUAUUCCGGGUCUUGCAGCCACAGAAAACAUGGGCUAUGUGACCUUUGUCUUGUUUCCGAGACACUUCUCUACACCCGAAAUCGCCUUCAGUACGAUCUCUCGGAUCCAACUGUUCAGAGAUUAUCUACACUAUCAUAUCAAAGCUUCCAAAGCCUAUCUUCACUCUAGAAUGAGAGCUAGAACGAACGAAUUCCUGAAGAUCUUGAAUCGGGCUAAGCCUGAAGUACUUGAUAAAGAACGGAAGACUGCUAGUGGAAGGACAUUUGUCAGAAGUUAACCCCCCCCCCCCCAAAAAAAAAAGAAUAACUGCUUGCCAAUUUUUUAUGCCAUGAUCACGAAUGUUAUUAUUAUUAUUGUCUAUUAAAACUUCUCUUCAUUAGAUGAUUCUACAUUUCUAUUAAAACUUCUCUUCAUUAG
Puccinia graminis f. sp. tritici CRL 75-36-700-3 is the source of this 1304-nucleotide messenger RNA. RefSeq lists its product as uncharacterized. Gene Ontology annotation, cellular component: actin cytoskeleton; Arp2/3 protein complex. Lineage: Eukaryota; Fungi; Basidiomycota; Pucciniomycetes; Pucciniales; Pucciniaceae. Gene Ontology annotation, biological process: Arp2/3 complex-mediated actin nucleation; actin filament polymerization. Bases 223 to 1164 code for a protein of 313 amino acids. The record is from RefSeq and is a predicted model, not a curated record. The transcript is spliced from 8 exons. Gene Ontology annotation, molecular function: structural constituent of cytoskeleton; actin filament binding.